AUGUCCCACCCCACCCUCCUCAUCCCCCUCCGCACUCCCAUCCACACCCACCAACCCGCCUGCAACAACGCUGUCCUCCAACUCCCCGCCUUCUACCAGCCGACCAAUCUUCGCGUCUACACCCGCGCAACCAACACCGAUGACCCCAACCCUAUGGCAUCUGCCGUGGAUGUCCUGCUGAAUUCGACUCCGGUUCAGGACGCAAAUUGGAGAGGGUAUAUUCUUUUGAACGGAUUGAGUUUGAGUGAGGUUGGACGGUGGAGGGUGGAGUUGUACGGGGUAGUGUUUCGGACUGGGGAGAACCUGUGGAGGAUUUCGGCGGGAUAUGUGCAGGUUGAGAUUGGGUUUGUUGAUGUUAGGGAUGGUCCGUAUUUGUGCUACCAACCAGACACCACUCUCAAUCACAACCACAACCCCGUUAAAUCCAACAUGUCCCCCCCGCAGCAACCUCUAAGCUCCCCACCACCACGACAUUCGGAACCCUCCAACCCCCAGUCCGGGGCUCCCCCUAUAGAUCUCUCCCCUCUUCCGUUUCCCACUACUCCCAUCAUCCUCAUCCCGCUCCGCAACUCGAUCCUCGACAAGUUCGAGGAUGACAGCUGCAAUCCGGCCGUAAUCCGGCUCCCCGCCCAGGAAGCGCGGUUUGGAGGGCUUUCGAUCCACGCAUACGCCACCAAGCUUCUUGGUACAGAUACCGCCGCAGGGGCGUAUAUCCAGAACCAAGCCCAGGCCCAGAACAUCAAUGCCUUCAUCAACGCAUGCGUCGACCCACCCUCAGCCCGCCAACUCAACCGAGUUGAUCUGUUCAACCCAGUCGACGUGAACCCAGUCGAUCCAGCCCCAGGCGAUGUCAUCACAUUCGACCUGGCCGACCUAAUCAACGGGUGGAACGCAGUCAAUAGAGCCCCAGCUAGCCAAGUCAAUUUUCCUCUCAACGGGAACCCUGCCACCCCAGUCAACCUAGCCCCGAUCGACCCAGCCAAUCUAUUCAACGGGGGGCCAGUCAACGGACUCAACCCGCCCUCAGCUGUCGUCGUGAACGGAGACGCAGCCGUCAUCUACUUCCACACCCGCCUCAACGCCAUCCCCGUUGAGGACACUCUAGGCCAGCGAUCCCUCGUUCUCUCUGGCCUUCGCUUCCAAGACGCCGGCGAUUGGCACGUGUACAUUCAACUGGUUCGGGACGGAGCCUCGGUGUGGUGGUUUGACGCGGGUGUGAUCAAGGUGAUAGACACGAACACGAAUGGCGUUGGCCCAUGCCUGGAUGAGAUUGGAACGGGACCGUUGUUGUGUAAGGACAUCUUUUGCCUCUGA
Molecule: messenger RNA, 1314 nt
Organism: Sordaria macrospora k-hell
Lineage: Eukaryota; Fungi; Ascomycota; Sordariomycetes; Sordariales; Sordariaceae
Source: RefSeq, a predicted model, not a curated record